Messenger RNA from Alnus glutinosa, 1388 nucleotides. RefSeq lists its product as uncharacterized. The record is from RefSeq and is a predicted model, not a curated record. The transcript is spliced from 5 exons. Gene Ontology annotation, biological process: DNA-templated transcription elongation; transcription elongation-coupled chromatin remodeling. Bases 30 to 1064 code for a protein of 344 amino acids. NCBI's taxonomy places the organism in Eukaryota, Viridiplantae, Streptophyta, Magnoliopsida, Fagales, Betulaceae.
CAAUAACGUCCGCUUAUCCCCUCAACCAAAUGGGUCUCCUCUGUCAGAAGAAGAUGAAGCAAGGACUUCUACUAUGGAGGAAUCCUUGCCAACACUCUCUCUCCCUACCUCCCCUUCCUUUUCCAAACCCCACAACAAAACGCCCCAUUCUAGUCAUCUCCGCCAACACCCAGCAGGAGCUCACGGCGAGGGAGAGGAGGCGGCUCAGGAACGAGAGGAGAGAGAGCAAAGGCACCACCAAUUGGAGAGAGCAAGUUGAGGAGAGGCUCAUCAAGAAGCCCAAGAAGAGGUACGCCUCUUGGAUUGAUGAGCUCAACCUCAAUAACCUCGCUGAGUUGGGUCCCCAGUGGUGGGUUGUUCGGGUCUCCCGGAUAAAGGUCCAUGAGGCCGCCGAACUCCUCGCUCGCUCACUGGCUAAGAACUACCCGGACAUUGAUUUCAAGGUCUAUGCUCCAGCCAUCCAUGUGAAGAGGAAAUUGAAGAAUGGUUCUCACUCAGUCACAUCAAAGGCCGUGUUUCGUGGGUGUGUUUUUUUAAGAUGUGUACUGAAUAAAGAGAUACAUGACUUCAUAUUAGAGUGCGAUGGAGUUGGGGGUUUUGUUGGUUCCAAAGUCGGAAAUACGAAAAAACAGAUCAACAAACCUAGGCCAGUAUCUGUUGUUGAUAUGGAAGCGAUCUUUAGACAGGCAAAAGAGGAACAAGAAAAAACUGACCGAGCUUUUGAGGAAGACCAGCAAAAAGGAAACCUCAACUCGGAGAUGCUCAGUGUUGACUCUCAGUUAGAUCCCAAUGAUGAAACAAAAUCUGUUAUGGAUUUGAAGCCAAAAAGGAAAUCCAGAAAAGCUUCUGAUCCUCUCACAGAUGGUUCAUCUACAGCGAAGGAUUAUAAGCUCCUUGUCCCAGGUUCAACUGUUCGAGUUAUAUCUGGAACUCUUGCAGAAUUUGUAGGCAACCUUAAGAAGAUGAAUCGCAAAACUGGAAAGGCAACUGUGGGGUUCACACUAUUUGGGAAGGAAAGUUUGGUAGAUCUAGAUGUCAAUGAUAUUAUUGCAGAGACUAACUAAUGUAAAUAAUGUCUUUCCUUAUGAUCAUCAUGGAAAGGAAAAUUGUUACAUGUUAUUGGAGCAGGCUACUAUUGGUUGAAUGAAUCCAUACUGAGGGCAAUUUACGAAAAGCCUUCAGGUUUUGUUAAAAAGCUAACUAUAUUGUAUACUGAAAUCUUUUACGAAAAACUGCCUGGGCAGGCUGAGGCUAAAUCUGUUGUGAGUCAGUGUUUCUGGCUUUCUAUGCUCUAGCCUGACAUUGAGCAAGGAUGCAGCUCUGUUAUUAUAAACAAUGGACAUACCUCAGAUUUAAAUGCAAAACAAAAAAACUCUCAGGUUGGAAAA